GCUUUGCGCAUGCUCAAACCUUCUUGUUAUACAUUACCGGGUUAUGUAAUAGUGCCGCUGCUGCCUGCAGCUCUCAUGGAGCGCAGAUCUAUUGGUCCAGCAGGAUACAGACCUAGAGAACAGCAGUUGUGUCCAUCCACGUUAACCGCUGACAUGCCUCCUGUGAAGCUCGAGGUUUCAGAUGAUGCUAAGCCUGGUGACAAUGGCAUGGCCAGGGAAUGCAUUAGCUCAGCAUUAAAGGGACUAGAGACAAUUGAACCUCUGGUCCGCUCUGUAAAAGAGACCCCUGAGCCAAUCUCCACUGAAGUACAAGGCACCAUUCCCUCCUGGAUCAAUGGCAAACUCCUCCGCAACGGACCCGGAAAGUUUGAGUUUGGAAACACGCACUACAACCACUGGUUUGACGGCAUGGCCAUGCUACACCAGUUCAAGAUCAACAAAGGUAGGGUGACAUACAUGAGUCGGUUCCUGCACAGCGACGCCUACAAGAACAACAGCGAGAAGGACCGCAUCGUGAUGUCAGAAUUUGGUACCCUCGCCAUGCCCGACCCCUGUAAAAACAUCUUCCAGCGCUUCCUGUCUCGCUUUGAGAUGAUGGCGCCCACGGACAAUGCGAGUGUGAGCUUUGUGAAGUACAAGGGGGACUACUUUGUCAGCACAGAGACCAAUUUUAUGCACAAAGUGAACCCAGAGAACUUAGAAACACUGGAAAAGGUAGACUGGAGCAAAUUCAUUGCUGUGAAUGGAGCCACUGCCCACCCACACUAUGACCCUGACGGUACCACCUACAAUAUGGGCAACUCCUAUGGAAGCAAAGGAGCCCUGUACAACAUCAUCAGAGUGCCUCCUGAGAAGACAGAUGCCAAAGACACCCUACAAGGAGCCAAAAUACUCUGCUCUAUUGUGCCUGCAAACAAGUCCCAUCCCUCCUACUACCACAGCUUCGCCAUGUCCGAGAACUACGUGGUGUUCAUCGAGCAGCCGAUCAAGAUGGACCUGCUGAAGAUAGUCACGUGCAAGCUGAGGGGGAGGGCUUUGAGUGACGGCAUCUACUGGGAUCCCACGCAGGAGACGGUCUUCCAUCUCGUUGACAAGCAAUCAGGCGAGGUCAGCUCAGUGAAGUACCACACCAAAGCCAUCUCCACCUUCCAUCAGAUCAACGCCUUCGAGGAAGAUGGAUUCCUGAUGCUCGACAUGUGCUGCUCAGAUGACGGCAGAGCCAUCAACAACUACCUCAUCCAGAACUUACGCAAGUCGGGAGAUGCAUUAGAUGAGGUGUACAACACCAUGUCCAGGGUAUUCCCCCGGCGUUUUGUUCUUCCCCUUCACGUGACCGGUGAAACCCCGACAGACCAGAACCUGAACACACAGCCCUCCAGUGCAGCGACGUGUGUCAAAAUCAGCGAAGACAAGGUGUUCUGCCAAGCCGAGGAUCUCCAUGGAGACGACCUCCACGAGUACGGUGGCCUGGAGUUCCCUCAGAUCAACUAUGGGAAACACAACACACGGCCGUACCGUUACUUCUACGGCUGUGGCUUCAGACACCUGGUGGGAGACUCACUGCUCAAGAUGGACCUGAAGGACAAGACGCUCAAGGUUUGGUACCAGAAGGGUUUCUUCCCGUCAGAGCCUGUGUUUGUGCCGUCGCCUGAUGCCGUGGAGGAGGACGAUGGCGUCAUCCUCUCUGUGGUUCUCACCCCCUCACAGGAUAAAGGAGCAUUCCUCUUGGUUCUGGACGCAAAGAGCUUUGAAGAACUGGCAAGAGCCUACGUGCCUGUUAACAUGGCCUAUGGCUUCCAUGGGACCUUCGACGCCUCUGCAUAAACCUAUUUCUGUUACAUUUGUGUGUCUUCAACGAAUGUAAUGCAAAGAGUACCAAAUUCAGCCAUAACCAUUAUAACCACUCUAUUCCUGAUGGUGCAGUGUAGUUUAGUACUUUUCUAAACAGAUUUCGGGUUUGUAGUAACAUCCACCACUAGGCUAAUGGUAUUAAGACCCCCAAUGAACUCAAAGGUACUCAUAAUAUUUCAUAAUUAUUGUUAUAAUACUUUUAUAUCAGCCUUAAACUGGUACUGAGUUAAUAUACUGUAGUGAUUGUCAGGUUGGCAUGAUGCUCCAACCACCAGACCACCACAAGUGUCUAAUGAACAUUUUCUUUAAACACGUUCUUUUGUUACUCGAACAAUGUCAUUUUUACAGAUUUUAUACUUAUUUGCCAAUAAAAUACUUAACCUCUGU
Anarrhichthys ocellatus (wolf-eel) is the source of this 2238-nucleotide messenger RNA. RefSeq names its product beta-carotene oxygenase 2a (gene bco2a). Gene Ontology annotation, molecular function: carotenoid dioxygenase activity; beta-carotene 15,15'-dioxygenase activity. Lineage: Eukaryota; Metazoa; Chordata; Actinopteri; Perciformes; Anarhichadidae. The record is from RefSeq and is a predicted model, not a curated record. The transcript has 12 exons. Bases 10 to 1824 code for a protein of 604 amino acids. Gene Ontology annotation, cellular component: mitochondrion. Gene Ontology annotation, biological process: carotene catabolic process; retinal metabolic process.